CGGGGAUCGGCAGAGCAAAUUUACUUUCUUAUUUUAUUACUUGUGUCAACGUUUUAGAUCGAUAUCAUCCAAUCAACGGAUUACUUAUUAUAUUUACUCGUGUUUACAAUGUUUUUUUGAAUGAUCUACAGUGAAUAGUCACAGACUAUAGCUAUUAAAACCAAAGACGGAUUGGAACGGGUAAUAUUCCUCGGUGGGAGGACAAUCAGUAUCUGUUUUAUAAGACCGUUCUCCGUCUACAGCUUUCUAUAAGUCUGUGCCAUAAGAAUGGUGCUCUUGCCACCUUGUGCCCCGAAUAUAUGUGGGAAGGAUUUCCGCAGUUCCUUGAAAAAACCAAGCCCAAUCUACCCUUACGCGAGCAAGACGAGAAAAUGUCGGAGCGUGCCGGCGUUUACUAUCCAGGCGAUGCAAAAGAACACAAAAGUAAUACCACCUCCAAAGUCCGGCGUGUACGACCCUUUGCCUGUAAAGCCGACUAUGUUCAGAAAAUGCUAUCAAAGAGGGGAAUUCCCCGUCGCUAUUGAGUUCACUACGAGCGGAAAACAGCUCUCCUGGAAGGUACCGAUAGAGAAACUGGACUUCCACCACUAUUUACCGAUGUUUUUCGACGGUCUUGCAGAAGGAACAUAUCCGUUCUCCUUUAUAGUAGAACGAGGUAUCCACGACCUCGUCAGCAAGGGAUCUUAUAAGAUUCUACCAGUUGUACCGCAACUUAUUAUACCUAUCAAAAAUGCGUUCGCAACGAAACGACCGACGGUUUUGUGCCACACUCUCAAAUGUAUACAGAUGAUCGUGAUGAACAGCGACAAGGUCGGCGAAGCGCUUGUGCCGUACUACCGACAAAUACUACCAAUUCUUAACCUCUUCAAGGGCAGAAACCGCAACUUGGGCGCCGGUAUAGACAACACUACUACCCGUGAUGAGAACGUGGCCGAUUUGAUUGAAGAUACGCUACAAAUCUUGGAGAGGCAUGGCGGUCCCGACGCAUUCAUCAACAUCAAAUAUAUGAUACCCACGUAUGAAUCUUGCGUCCUGAAUUAGGUUGCGUGACACUAGCUUAUUAUUGAUUAUCAACAUUUAACAUUAAAUAAAUCACUACAUAGUAUAAAACAUUGUCGCUUCCCGCUAUCUGUCUGUCCCUAUACGUACGAGUAUAUGCUUAGAGUUUUAAAACUUUGCAACCGAUUUUGAUGCUGUUUUAUUUUAAUAGAUAGAAUGAUUGAAGAGAAA
Pararge aegeria (speckled wood butterfly) is the source of this 1230-nucleotide messenger RNA. Its product is annotated as parkin coregulated gene protein homolog. Gene Ontology annotation, molecular function: Hsp70 protein binding; Hsp90 protein binding. Lineage: Eukaryota; Metazoa; Arthropoda; Insecta; Lepidoptera; Nymphalidae. Bases 268 to 1041 code for a protein of 257 amino acids. The record is from RefSeq and is a predicted model, not a curated record. The transcript has 6 exons.